UGAAGCUAGCCAAACUUCAGAAUGGACCCCAGGAGAGAAAAACCCGUUACUUUGCAACGUUAGGGGAGAAAGUCCAGCCGUCCAUGUCUUCCUUACAAAUAUCUACACUCUGACAAACUUACUGGCAGCAAUGUCGAGAGAAAACACGACACGAAGUUUGGACAGUAUUGACCUCGCUGCUCUAAGAGACCCCGCAGGGAUCUUUGAGCUGGUUGAAGUUGUUGGCAAUGGGACCUACGGUCAGGUGUACAAGGGUCGUCAUGUCAAAACUGGUCAACUGGCAGCCAUCAAGGUCAUGGAGGUUACAGAGGAAGAAGAAGAGGAGAUAAAGCUGGAGAUCAAUAUGUUGAAGAGUUAUUCCCACCAUAGAAACAUAGCUACUUAUUAUGGUGCCUUCAUUAAGAAAGAGCUUGCUGGACAGGACCACCAGCUCUGGUUAGUGAUGGAGUACUGUGGAGCUGGCUCUGUGACAGACCUGGUGAAGAAGACUAAAGGAAACUGUUUGAAAGAGGACUGGAUUGCCUACAUCUGCCGAGAGGUGCUCAGGGGUCUUUCCCAUCUUCACUCCCAUCAUGUGAUUCACCGAGACAUUAAGGGACAAAAUGUUUUGCUCACAGAGAACGCCGAAGUCAAACUGGUUGACUUCGGCGUGUCGGCUCAGCUGGAUAAGACCAUUGGUCGGAGGAACACUUUCAUCGGUACUCCCUACUGGAUGGCUCCGGAGGUCAUCGCAUGUGACGAGAACCCCGAAGCUACUUAUGACUUCAGGAGUGACCUCUGGUCUUUAGGCAUCACCGCUUUAGAGAUGGCCGAAGGAGCCCCUCCUCUUUGCGACAUGCAUCCAAUGAGAGCCCUUUUUCUGAUUCCUCGAAACCCUCCACCCAGACUUAAAUCAAAGAAAUGGUCGAAGCGUUUCUUGUCAUUCAUUGACAGCUGUCUGAUUAAAAACCAUCUUCAUCGACCAACAACAGACGCCCUGCUGAGACACGCCUUCAUCAGAGACCUGGCCAAUGAGAGACAAGUUCGCAUCAUGCUCAAGGAUCACCUGGACAGAACCAGGAAGAAACGAGAGAAAGAGGGUCCAGAGUAUGAGUACAGUGGCAGCGAGGAUGAAGAUGAUGAGGUCACAGAAGAGGAAGGCGAGCCCAGCUCCAUAGUGAACGUUCCCGGUGAAUGGACGCUGAGGCGGGAGUUUCUUCGUUUACAGACAGCCGAUCGGGACGGAGGCAGAGGAGGUCACGCAGGAGGAGCUCAAAGACAGCAGGCCUUACAGCAGCACCGGCAGCAGCUGGCUGAGCAGGAACGAUACAAGCAGCAGUUUCUGGCUGACAGACAGAGGAGGCUCCAGCAGCAGCAGGAGCAGCGGCAAAAGUUCGAGGAUCAGCAGAAACAGCAGCUAAGCGACUGCGCCUUCCAGUGGGCGGAGCUUCAGGAGAUCUUCGUUGGAGAGGAGAUUGAUCUCCAUGACAACAGAAUCUCGAUGGAUGAGAGAAACAGGAGGAGUGACAGAAGACAGGACCAGGCUGGCAGACAGCGGACUACCGACGUGUCGGUCAGGCCUCUGGACUCCGCAGCUGAGCAGAGAGCUCCCAACCAGCUGCUUCAGCAUAAGGCCCAGCGUUCCCAGCCGCAAGCUAAGCUUCAGCCUCUGGCCCAGCAUCAGCAGCCCUCAGCGAGCAGGAGGUCCCACCGCACCCUCCCCAAAGACCAAACCCAGCUCCUGUCUCUGCAGCACGACCACAGACACAGAGAGAAGGAGCGGCAGCGGCAGAGAGAAACGCCCGUGGCAGCCGUCCAGAAGCUGACAGCCGCUGGCGGGAACAAAGCUGCUGCUGCCGCUUCUCCCGGCCGCCCUGCAAACGGCCAGCGCUCAGCGAUGGAGCUCCAGGAAUCAAACCUAGCUCGGGCGCUUUUAGCUGCUGGUCUGCCCAGCCAGAUGCAUGCAAGGCUGGGCUCUGGAAGCAGCUCCAGUCCUUGUACCCCAGCCAUGCAGAGAGCUCACUUCAACCAGAAUGCCAAUCUCCGCUCCAGCCGAGACGCUCCUCACAGCAGCUCCAUGUCAGACAUGGUCCUGUCCCCCUUGUCCCCAUUUUCUCCUCAGUCUGACAGCGUCUUCUGGGACUCAGCUGAGGCUCCACCUAAAGUCCCAGAACGCACAACUUCUAAAUUUUACUGUAGGGAGUUGGUGAUGGGCCACAAGAGGACAGCCUCAAGUGGCAGCCCAGUGUCUGCAGUGGAUAAGAGUGGAAGAUCUGUGUCUCAAGGAGGCUCUUCGAUGAGCAGCAACCACCCAGGCUACUUCAGGCUGGAAAGUCCGGUCCUGCAGCACCGUCUGCUGCAGCAGAAGAUGGCAGAAAACACCACCGGUGGACACACACAAGGACUAAAACCUGCAGCGGUUCGGCUUAAUAAGGCCACAGAAUAUUCCUCCUCCAGUGAUGAGGUUGGAAGCAGCGACGAUGAAGAAAGAAACAGGUCUGAACUGUCAAACGGAAAAGGGAAGCACUUCAGAGGCAUACCUGAUGGCAUCGUGCUGCAGCCCCACCACAAUCUCAACCAGAUCUGUCGGCUGGGUUCAGACGAUACCUACCUGCUGCCGGACCUCCUGCAGAAGAUCUCCUCCCGCAGUCCGACUCAUAACGCGCUGAGCCAGCAGCGAACACGGGAACUCAGCUACUCCAUGUCACCCACCGCUCCUGGGUCCCCCACACUGCAGGACCUACAUGCUUUCAGCAGCCCCACUGGAAAAAGCCCUUCUUCCUCUUCGUCCUCCUUCCUGUCCUUUAUCGACCCGAGACUGAUCCCCAUAUCAUCGCCACCUCAGAGCCCCACGGGCGGUAAGGGUGAACCAAUCAAAAGAGAGAACCACAGGAAGGGCUCGGUGGUGAACGUGAACCCGACCAACAUCCGACCGCAGAGCGACACUCCAGAGAUCCGCAAGUACAAGAAGAAAUUCAAUGCCGAGGUCCUCUGCGCUGGACUCUGGGGUGUGAAUCUGUUGGUGGGGACAGAAAAUGGCCUGUGGCUGCUGGAUCGAAGUGGACAGGGGAAAGUCUACUCACUCAUCAGCAGGCGGAGGUUUCAGCAGAUGGAUGUACUGGAGGGACUCAAUGUCCUGAUCACCAUAUCAGGUAAAAAAAACAAGCUGCGUCUGUACUACCUGUCCUGGCUGAGGAAUAAGAUUCUCCACAAUGACCCAGAGGUGGAGAAGAGACAGGGCUGGACCUCAGUAGGCGACCUGGAGGGCUGUGUGCACUAUAAAGUGGUGCGUUAUGAAAAGAUUAAGUUCUUGGUGAUCGCUUUGAAGAAUGCUGUGGAGGUGUACGCCUGGGCCCCCAAACCCUACCACAAAUUCAUGGCCUUCAAGUCCUUCAGGUCCCUGCCUCAGAAACCACUAUCUGUUGACCUGACAGUGGAGGAAGGACAGAGGUUAAAGGUCAUCUAUGGCUCGUUCUCCGGUUUCCACGCCAUUGAUGUCGACUCUGGAACGCCGUAUGACCUCUACCUGCCCACUCAUAUCCAGGGCUCCAUCCAUCCUCAUGCCAUCAUCAUUUUACCAAACAAAGCCGGGACGGAGGUUCUGGUCUGCUACGAAGACGAGGGCGUCUACAUUGACACCUACGGACGCAUCACCAAGGAUACGGUGCUGCAGUGGGGAGAGAUGCCUGCAUCUGUCGCCUACCUUCAGUCCAACCAGGUGAUGGGGUGGGGAGAGAAGGCCAUAGAGCUGAGGUCGGCCAACACGGGAAACCUGGAGGGUGUUUUCAUGCACAAAAAAGCACAAAAACUCAAGUUCCUGUGUGAAAGGAACGACAAGGUGUUCUUCGCCUCAGUGCAGUCGGGAGGAAGCAGUCAGAUUUACUUCAUGACGCUGGGACAGAACUCGCUGUUCAGCUGGUAACAACUGGACCUUCGCUCUGGGAUCAGCUGGUGGGGUCCGACUUCAUUGCUCUGGGUUUGCCUGAUGAUGUCUUUUUUUCAAAUCGGACUUGUGUUGGACAUCAUUUAAGGAUCAACCAAACAUUCCUCACUCCAUUUCUUAGUUUUCAUGUAACUGAGUAGCAGCACACACAGUUGAUCUGAAUGCAUCGUUUCAUCCUCGACUACGAAAAUCUGCUCCACCUGUUUCACAUUUAAAAUCUGCUGCUGCGUUGCCUUUUCACCACAAUAAGAAGGGUCGGCAGUGAGUUUUUACCACCAUCAGUGAUUUUAACGAACUCUUGGAUGUUGUCAGAUCAUUUUAUUCCACAUUGGCCACAGUUACAUGGUGUUUUUUAUUCUGAAUUAUUCACAAUUAAAUCAUUCAGAAUGAAAAUAUUCUCCUUCGUGUUUACAUGGAAAUAGUCAUUCUAAAUUGAGGUUUACGUGGAAAACACGUGUAAUCACUGCAACACGAUGAGGGAAUGAGAAUGCUCAGAUGGAUCAGAAUUCAUUUAAAGCAGAAUAAACGUUUACAUGAUCGAGGAAUUAUUCAAAUUGGAUUUAAAAUCAGAAUUAACCAGCCACUUACUUUGGAUUUAGGUUCAAUUUGGAAUUGCCAUUUUUAUUUGGAAUUAGGUGUUUCUAUUGUCAUUUUAAAGAGGAUUUAAUUUUUAUUCUAAAUUAAAGGGGAAUUAAAUAUCAUGUAAACGUGGCCAUUAACUCAUCUCCACUGGAUCAGUUAGUCUUCUUUCCAUUCCUGAAGAAUUCUGUUGACUGCUGAUGAAGGCCCAUGUUCAUCGUUUUCUUUUACAAUGUGACGUGUUCUGGAAGAUCUGCUGAAGUCUGCUGAUGAGUUCAGGUCUGAGUCGGGUCAUCUGAGUCAUUCCACAAACGCACACUGGAGAAGUAAAGUCGCCUUUCGCUUCAUCUUAUUCCACAUUUUGUUUCCAAUGCAGCUUUCAGUGUUCCUUGUUUCUGUUUCCAGAUCAGUGAAGUCUUUCCUGCUUGUUUCUGUUCAGUGUGGUUUUCCUCAGUAUCACUGGACUUACUGGAUGCUCUGAUACUGGGUCAGUCAAACUGUUAAUAUAAGACAUAUCCCCUCUUUACCUCUUAGGUAAACGAUGUAGUCAUGAAGGAAGAGUUUACAUCAUUUAGGUUAUAUUAUUAUCUGUCGUUUGUUGUAAAUGUUUGUUUUUGUUUUCCUCGAUAGAAUUAAAUGAAGGGUUUUUUUUUUGUUUUGUUUUGGGGUUUUUUUCAAGCUCAUCUUUAUUCCAGUUUGACCUUUUGGCCAACCACAGAUCUGGACCACAUCACAUUAUUUCUGCAUAACAAGGACCAAGAGAGUCACGGGCCCAGGCUGCGAUGGCUUUUCUCUUGGCUUCCAGUUAUUUUGUACAGCUUAAGAUCUGUAUAUAUUUAUGUAAGAUGCACUGUUUUUUUAAAUGUUUUAUGAAGGACAGGCCAUCGUGAUGUUUGUGUACAGAAUUAGAGGUUUCUAAAUGUGAAAUUCAAUCCCAAAAGCAGAGUACAUGCAUGUUGGUGCCAUGAUCUUUGAAUGUUUGUGAUAUCAUUAUGAGCUACUGUAGUUCGGGUUCCACCUGCCUGGUUGAAGCAUUCAAGACAAAAUGUUUGUUUUUUUGCUUGAUUUUCUCCUGAAGUCUAUGAAUCAAGUAUUUUGCACAUUAGCCAUUUUGAACAUGUUUUGUUAGAUUUUUUUUGUUAUAUUUUGUAAACAACUUUUAGCUCAAACUGCGACAUUCAAGCCGUCCUCUACGCAUGUUUCUGAGCGGUCAACUUGAAAUUCUUAUUCUUGUUGUUGUCUGAAUCUGAGUCAGAGUAGAUGCAACGAGAUGGGCUUGAAAAGUGAAAAUGCCAAAGAUAGGUUUGCUGUCUUAAAGUUAUCAAUGAGAUCAUUUUUAAAAUAGGACCAUUUGGUAUCUGAAUCAGUUGGUUAUACUUCGACAAACAUAUCAGCCUACAAAAAUCCCUGUGACGGAUGAAAGAUGAAAGUACUGGUUGAAGACUUCUUGUGUUUAAUCACCAUGUUUUAGAUUUAUGUUAACUUAUCUUAAAGUAAAGAAAUCAUUUAUUUUGACCAUAAUAUGUCAAUUUGAAGUAGCAUUUUGCUUUAUAGUGUAUUUACUCAAAUUUUGUGGAUACCAAAACUGCACCAAAUGUUCUAUAUUCAUGAUUCUUCAAGUAUUUAUGACAUGUGAGAGAAAUACAUUACAGCUGGUUCUGUGACAAUAUUUGAAACUGGAAAAUUAACUCGCUGACAGUCUUUUUGUAAAGUUUAUGUCAGUUGUCUUGUAGCGUUUGCAUUAGCAAAACAAAUAGCAGUUUUCCCCCUAAUUUAACCAGAAAACACAGCUUUACAUCUGUAUUGUAUUUAAGAGGCUAAUAUUUAACAGCUUUAAGCUAGCAUGGGCUAAAUCUCCCAGAACCAUUAGCUAGCUUACAGGAUCUAGCUAACAUUUUUAGCUAAUAUAUGGCUAGAAUUAAAAAUAUGCUAUGCUAAAUGCUAUCUAAUAUGAGCUAAAUCUUAAAGCUAGCUUGUAAGAUCUAGCUAACAAUUUUUAGCUAAUAUAUGACUAAGAUUAAAAAGAUGCUAGGCUAAACACACCUAAAAAUGUUUCACUUUUCCCAAAUAAGAUAAAGAAAUGAAUCUAUAGUACAACUUCCAAGUCAUGUACAAACAUACCUUAAACUUUAGAUUUAAAAGAUUUUGGGAGCUUGAAAACAGUGAAGUUUAGGCAGAAAGCACGUUGAACACAGUUUGAGUAAGUAUCACCAGAGUUAAAUGUAUUUCUAUCUGCAGUUUGAUCAAAUCCUGUUUAAUUUAUAUGUAGAAACGGUCGGUGUGCUGGCUUGUGGUUAGUUUUGGUCACAUCUGCCCAGUUUGGUCAGGUUCCUGAACAAGAACCCGGCCGACAAGAGGCCAGACCACCCCUGGUCCUGAACUGGCACAGCGUUUUACCUUAGGCUUCUUUUCAUUUUAUUAUUUGUCUCAUAAUGACUCAGACAAGAUUAUCCAUUUUGAUAAAGUCCAAUCCUUCUUGUCCACUAAAGUCUGAGGUUGCAUUGUUCAGUCGAUUGAGAGUCUGUUGCGUCCUCUUAUCUCACUUAGACUGAGCAGCAUACUUGCAACCAUUAAUGUCUUUUUCUGCAUUAUUCUCCCUCCUGCAUCAGGAUUUUAAGAACUGACUCUACUUCAAGCUAACCAAGUCAUCUUCUAAGGCCAACCUUGGCUUGUUUGGGAUUAUUAGAAACACAUUCUGCUUUGUGUUUCUUUUUUUGCGUCUCACUGUAGCUGUAUUACUAAUGAGAGGGAGAUGGGUGCAUUUCCUCCCACACCUUCCACGGUUAGGAUCAUAACAGAUUCUGUUUCAGGCCUGCGAUGACUCAUAUUUCUGAGUCUCCCACAACUUAUUUUUCUCUCACGUCUGUCAAAACAUCAUCUUCCCACUACUUCUUUUUCUCACUGUUGGAUUGUUUUUCAUUUUUUAACCACUUUAAUGAGCUUCCAUUCCAGGAAAAUGACAGACUAUAAUAAAUUCAGUAUUUCUUGCUGUUUUGUGAA
This is a messenger RNA of Melanotaenia boesemani (Boeseman's rainbowfish), 7501 nucleotides long. RefSeq names its product misshapen-like kinase 1. The record is from RefSeq and is a predicted model, not a curated record. The coding region runs from base 131 to 3901 and encodes 1256 amino acids. NCBI's taxonomy places the organism in Eukaryota, Metazoa, Chordata, Actinopteri, Atheriniformes, Melanotaeniidae. The transcript has 33 exons. Gene Ontology annotation, molecular function: protein kinase activity; ATP binding. Gene Ontology annotation, biological process: protein phosphorylation.